UAAAUCAUUACUUUCAUAUUUUUGACUUGACUUUAUAACUCAUACCGUUUUCAACAAGAUUUCUCUCGAUCAUGUUGUUUUUAAAAGACAAGCGCUCUGCACUAGACUUGGCCGAGUACACGGUCAUCAUACCGAGCAUUUGCGUCGGAAAUGCGGCGCAGCUGGCCUGUGACCUGUUGAUCGCCUCCAAAGAACUCCGACGAAUCGGAUCCCUAACACAUCCGGCUUUAAUUCCGGUUUACGGACCUUCCGCAUACCAGCAUGAACCCAAGGAAAAGGUCGCUUCCUGCGAGCUGUACGAGGGCUCCGACGACAAGUUGAUGGUGGUUCAGUUCCGAGCGCCGUGGGUUGCCCGUCACACCGGCGAUUUCCAGCGGGAACUUGUGGAGCUUUUUAAAAAUGCCCGCCGUAUUGUUAUCCUUAGCGGCAGCUUUGGCUUCGAGAAACGUGUGAUUGAAGAGUCGCCAUGGGCUUACCGCGCCAGCGACAACUUCAAGGAGGCUCACGCCGCCCAACUGAGCAACCAGGAACUGAUCAAGUGGAAGGAGCACAAGGGCGAAGCUAUCUAUGGCGGUGGCAAUGCCCUGCAGCUUUUCAAGACCUUCGAUGAUCAAAAGGUGCCCGUUAUGCUGUUAUUCCGUUAUCUCCUCGAAGGCGACAACUCCACAGAUGCUUCUCUGAUCGUCCGGGAACUUAACGAACUUUGCGAGGAUUUCCUUCAGCUGCGCAAUGGUGGCGAUGGCAGUUUUAAACUUACAGUGCCCAAAUCCUGGAACCUACUUUUCGGCAACGAUGUUACGGAAUUAUUGUUUUAAGCAGCUUUUUAUUUUUCGGUGGUUUCAAAUACAUGUUAAUCUUUUGGUGUAGAGUAAAAGAGA
Molecule: messenger RNA, 878 nt
Organism: Drosophila eugracilis
Lineage: Eukaryota; Metazoa; Arthropoda; Insecta; Diptera; Drosophilidae
Product: proteasome assembly chaperone 2
Exons: 1
Coding region: 72-815 (247 amino acids)
Biological process (GO): proteasome assembly
Cellular component (GO): nucleus; cytosol
Source: RefSeq, a predicted model, not a curated record